This is a messenger RNA of Ciona intestinalis (vase tunicate), 679 nucleotides long. Lineage: Eukaryota; Metazoa; Chordata; Ascidiacea; Phlebobranchia; Cionidae. The record is from RefSeq.
CUAAAAUACUUAUUUAAAUUUAGUAAAAACACCUCAUAACAACAUGAAUAAAGACAAACUUUCAAAGUUGCAAGACCAAGUCAGGAUUGGAGGAAAGGGUUCAGCGAGAAGAAAGCGUAAAGUAGUUCAUCGCACCGCCUCCACCGAUGACAAAAAGCUGCAAGGAUCGCUUAAAAAGUUGGCGGUGAACAAUAUACCCGGGAUUGAGGAGGUUAACAUGAUCAAGGAUGACGGCAACGUCAUUCACUUCAACAACCCAAAAGUUCAAGCGUCGCCAUCGGCCAAUACUUUCGCUGUGACCGGUCAUGCGGAGAACAAACAUUUAACGGAAAUGUUGCCGAGUAUUUUAAACCAACUUGGUGCAGAGAAUAUUAACAACCUAAAGAAACUUGCGACCGGGGUACCCAAGCCCUCUAGUGGUCAAGAUAACCAACAAUCGACCGAGGAAAUUGACGACGAUGAUGAAGUACCAGAUUUGACCGACAACUUUGAUGAACCUUCCAAAGCCGAAGUUGUUUGAAACAAUACGUGAGGAAUGUAAAUAAACAUUUUGGAACAGAUGCAUGGAUGUUGUCGCUUCGUUGCUUUUUAUUGAUUGGAUAUAAAAUGGACAUUUGUAUUCUGUGAUUAUGUUACAUCGUUUUGAAGUUUAAGGAAAUCAAUAAACUUUCAUAUUUGA